AACGCUUGCUGUAAGGUUAAAGUUGGGGAGGGUUUCUGUGUAGCCGUGGCGCGGGGCGGCUGCUACAGGACGGUGAAGCAACACUUUCACUCACUACUCUGGUUUAGCCUCCUCCCGUGCAGCUAGCAGUAGGCUAGCUAAGUCCAACACUGGCGACCUGUCAAACCACUCCCAAGUGACUCCCAUCGGUAGAUUAAUAUCCAGAAAGUAUAAUGGCUUACGUGGUGAUAUUGCUCAACUGAUGUAGCAACAUUGCCACACAAACUACUUCUGUAUCUGCGGUGGGCUAAAUAGUUUAUAUUUGUGGCUAACGGCUAACCAGAAGAUACCGAGCUCGCUUGUGAAACUUCACUGAAGUCGAUGUUUUCUCAUGGAGGAUUUGUACAGUUAUUAGUCAAGAGGAUUUACGAGUGGGGAAGGACAGAGCAGAGGAGGUACACGCUCAGUUUCUUGACCAUGGGGAACACCUGCAGUAACCACCUUGGGAUCCCUCCAGCUAAGGGCCCCAACGCAGUGGGAUGCACUGACUUCAUGAUGGACCACACUGUAAAGGGCACCUUCUUCCGGAUCUACUAUCCUUGCCAAGAGACGGAAAAAGCGGAAAGACCAGAUUGGGUGCCUUGCAAGGAGUAUUUUAACGGCCUGGCAGACUUCAUGAAAAUCAACAGGACUCUCAGUGAAAGGAUUUUCAACUACCUCUUUGGCUCCUUUAAGAUCCCAGCCUUCUUGGAUGCUCCAUUUAAAUCAAAUGAAAAAUGUCCUGUAGUUAUCUUCUCCCAUGGCCUCGGAGCCUUCAGGACUUUGUAUUCAGCUGUAUGUGCAGAAUUGGCCUCUCAGGGCUUUAUUGUGGCAUCUGUGGAGCACAGGGACCAGUCAGCCUCAGCUACGUAUUAUUUUCGUGAGAAGACUGAGUCAGAGAGGGCGAGUGAGACUUCUGCCUCAGCCCAAGACAACCUGGUACAAGAGUGGAUGUACUACAGAUCUCUGAAGCACGGAGAGAGCGAAUUCCCUGUCAGAAAUAAACAGGUCAAACAGAGAGCAGAUGAAUGCAUUCUGGCUCUGGAUACACUCAUUAAAAUCAACUCAGGGAUACCAGUGCAAAAUGUCCUGAAAACACAGUUUGACUGGACGACGCUGGAGAACUCGAUGGAUAUGUGCAGGAUCGCAGCUGUGGGGCAUUCCUUUGGGGGAGCAACAGUGAUCGAAGCUCUGUGCAAAGAGGUGAAAUUCAAGUGUGGCAUAGCGCUGGACGCCUGGAUGACCCCUUUAGAUGACGAACUCUAUCAUCGCGUCAAACAGCCAAUCUUCUUCAUCAACUCAGAGAAGUUCCAGUGGGCGGGGAACAUCAGUCGCAUGAGGAAGCUGGACUCUGCCGUCAUCCAGAGGAAAAUGAUCACUAUCAGAGGUACAGUUCACCAGAGUUUUCCAGACUUCACCUUCCUGACUGGCAACUGGAUCGGGAAGCUGAUGAAGCUGAAAGGAGAGCUUGACCCUGAGCUCGCCAUAGACCUUUCCAACAAAGCAACACUAGCCUUUCUGCAACGCCAUCUCGGUCUAGAGAAAAACUUCAAUCGGUGGGACCCUCUGAUUGACGGACAAGAUGAAAAUCUCAUUCAAGGGACUAAUGUCACCGUGCUUCAAUCUGCCAUCUGAUCUGCCUCAUAUACUGUGAAAAUACCCGGGCUGUUUGGCCAUGAGCUAAAUGGGACUCACUGGGACAGUACUAAAAUGUCAAGUUGGGCCCUGGCUGGCAUUUCAGGAUAGCAAUUUGGAGCAGUAAUGGAUGGGAAAGAUAAUCUCUACCUCAACAUCAGGAAAGAUUUGUUAUUCUCAAAACUCAGUGGACCAGCGUUUCUUUCAUGCAGCUUGGACGUUGCGUACGAGCAGCUGAACACUUCCUCUUUUCACUGUUGAGUGAAAUCUUCACUAUUACCGGCAAUUUCCUAGAGAAAUUCUUUUAAUCAUUUUUCAUCUUGAAGUGUAUAUAAAACUAACUGAGAUUAUGUUAUUCCACACAAAUGCUGCAUGUCUCUUUGGAUAAAUGACUUUCCAGCAGAGGCGAGCUACACUAUGAUUGCAGUGUGAUUACUUGAUGAGGCCUUUAUGAAGAAAAUCCUACCCAAUCAAUUGGCUACGGAUGAGUAUGAAAGACUUGUAUGAUCUUAGAUGAAUUAUUAGCCAAGAUAGCACAAAAUAAUCCUGAUUCAACAGAGUACAGCUACAUAAGGAAAUCAUUAAAAGGAAUAUUAACACUAAAGGGUUAACAUGUGGGUCAAUAACAUGCAACUGCCUUCUGCUUUUAUACAUUCAUAGUCUGGAAUAUGCCAUUUGUACACAACGGAAAUCUAAUAAAUCUGGUUUGUAUACAAAUACAUUUUGUGCC
Messenger RNA from Larimichthys crocea (large yellow croaker), 2383 nucleotides. RefSeq names its product phospholipase A2, group VII (platelet-activating factor acetylhydrolase, plasma) (gene pla2g7). Gene Ontology annotation, molecular function: 1-alkyl-2-acetylglycerophosphocholine esterase activity. NCBI's taxonomy places the organism in Eukaryota, Metazoa, Chordata, Actinopteri, Sciaenidae. Bases 361 to 1653 code for a protein of 430 amino acids. The record is from RefSeq and is a predicted model, not a curated record. The transcript has 11 exons.